CAAUAAAGUUUUGAUGAGUACAGACUCCCUUUUCCUUGGCAAGAUGGCGGAGUACGACUUGACUACUCGAAUCGCACACUUUUUGGAUCGGCAUCUAGUGUUUCCGCUGCUUGAGUUUCUGUCGGUAAAGGAGAUAUAUAAUGAAAAAGAAUUACUACAAGGGAAAUUGGAUCUUCUUAGUGAUACCAACAUGGUGGACUUUGCUAUGGAUGUAUACAAAAACCUUUAUUCUGAUGAUAUUCCUCACGUUACCGGUGCUGUCGAGUGGAUUCUGACUCAUGGUGACCCCACAUGUUGCAGAGUAGAACUGUUCCAUAGGGUUUUCAAACCUUUCGGAAGCAAAUCACCAGGCCUUUCUUCUGAGGCACCUCUGGCUUUAAGAGAAAAAAGAACCACAGUUGUUGCACAACUGAAACAACUUCAGGCAGAAACAGAACCAAUUGUGAAGAUGUUUGAAGAUCCAGAAACUACAAGGCAAAUGCAGUCAACCAGGGAUGGUCGGAUGUUAUUUGACUACCUGGCGGACAAGCAUGGUUUCAGGCAGGAAUAUUUAGACACUCUCUACAGGUAUGCAAAAUUCCAGUAUGAAUGUGGAAAUUACUCAGGAGCAGCAGAAUAUCUUUACUUUUUUAGAGUGCUGGUUCCAGCAACAGAUAGAAAUGCGCUGAGUUCACUUUGGGGAAAACUGGCCUCUGAAAUCUUAAUGCAGAAUUGGGAUGCAGCCAUGGAAGACCUUACACGGUUAAAAGAGACCAUAGAUAAUAAUUCUGUGAGUUCUCCACUCCAGUCUCUUCAGCAGCGAACAUGGCUCAUUCAUUGGUCUCUGUUUGUUUUCUUCAACCACCCCAAAGGCCGUGAUAACAUUAUUGAUCUCUUCCUUUACCAGCCACAGUAUCUUAACGCAAUUCAGACAAUGUGUCCACAUAUUCUCCGCUAUUUGACUACAGCAGUCAUAACAAACAAAGAUGUUCGAAAACGCCGGCAGGUGCUAAAAGACCUAGUCAAGGUUAUUCAACAGGAAUCUUACACAUAUAAAGACCCAAUUACAGAGUUUGUUGAAUGCUUAUAUGUUAACUUUGACUUUGAUGGGGCUCAGAAAAAGCUGAGGGAAUGUGAAUCAGUUCUUGUGAAUGACUUUUUCUUGGUGGCUUGUCUUGAGGAUUUCAUUGAAAAUGCCCGUCUUUUCAUAUUUGAGACUUUUUGUCGCAUCCAUCAGUGUAUCAGCAUUAACAUGUUGGCAGAUAAACUGAACAUGACCCCAGAGGAAGCUGAAAGAUGGAUUGUGAAUUUGAUUAGAAAUGCAAGACUGGAUGCCAAGAUUGAUUCUAAAUUAGGUCACGUGGUUAUGGGUAACAAUGCAGUGUCACCCUAUCAGCAAGUGAUUGAAAAGACCAAAAGCCUUUCAUUUAGAAGCCAGAUGUUGGCCAUGAAUAUUGAGAAGAAACUUAAUCAGAAUAGUAGGUCAGAGGCUCCUAACUGGGCAACUCAGGACUCUGGCUUCUACUGAUGAACUGGUUUUAAAAAAAAGAUGAAAAAACUAAAAAGAAAGAUGUGACAAUAAAACCAUUAUGUAAAAUGUGAUGUACAUUUUAGAAACAACAAUUUGAGUAUAAAUUUUGGAGAGUUUGAAUAAAAUUGGUUGUGCUUCAUUUUA
Messenger RNA from Loxodonta africana (African savanna elephant), 1654 nucleotides. It is a transcript of the gene EIF3E, whose product is annotated as eukaryotic translation initiation factor 3 subunit E. Gene Ontology annotation, cellular component: nucleus; eukaryotic translation initiation factor 3 complex; cytoplasm. The transcript is spliced from 14 exons. The record is from RefSeq and is a predicted model, not a curated record. NCBI's taxonomy places the organism in Eukaryota, Metazoa, Chordata, Mammalia, Proboscidea, Elephantidae. Gene Ontology annotation, biological process: translational initiation. Bases 14 to 1507 code for a protein of 497 amino acids. Gene Ontology annotation, molecular function: translation initiation factor activity.